UUAGAUAUUAUAUAAAUAAGAAUAUACAUAUAUAUUGUUAAAUUUAUAUAGGUACUCAGUCAUUUUUGCUUAAGAUGUGCUGAGUAUCGCUGUUUCUUAGAACAUGCAAUUUAAAAAAAAAUGUUAAUAAAUUCGAUAUCAUAUCCCAUUGUAUACAGUUUUUUCGAUUACGAAAUUAUAGAAUCUCGUUUACUUUUAGGUAAUGUCAUUGCUUCUCAUGAUAAUUCCGUUUGCAUUGAACGAUGCUGGAAUCAUGCACUGUCUGGCUGUUGCCCCAACACUCAUCAUGUCUGUUAUGUUUAUAGUACUCUAUUUAGUGGACCAAGUGCAUAACUUGGCUGAACAACUUUACUUAUUCAUACAAAUAUUUUUGAAUAUUGCCGCUUUUCUCCUAGUACUUUUGCAAACGGAACCCUCAGGAGGAUUGUAUGGACUAUUUUAUUGCCACCUCCUAAUAGCUCUUUGUAUAGACCAAUACUAUGUUAUUAAAGAAAGAGGAUUCAUAUUAUUUGGUGACAAUGAUGAUGACUGAUUUUAUUUAAUAAAUUAAUUUACGUACAUGCUAUUAUUUUAUUGUUCUAAUAUAGUUGUCCAAGUAAUGGAUAGGUAUUUAGGUAGUUGCACUCCUUCUGAAUAUAAUUCCUCAUAUUGUGGAGCCGGUGGAUAUUUGGCAAUGUUUGGUCGCUGGUCCGACCCUUAUGCUGUCCACAUAUUUAAUGGUGCUAUAUGUCGUUGAUCAGGUUCAAUAUGAAGCUGAAUUUUAUUUCAUCAUUAUAGAACUUAUUUUGACAAUAAUAGCAUUUAUAAAUCUUUUCAUUAGUGGUAAAAUUGUUGGAGCAAUUUAUGGACUGUUUUAUUUAGAUUUGAUAAUAGCAUUUUGUAUGGAUGGUUAUUAUAUGUACAAAGAGAGAGGACUGACUCUAUGAUGGCUAUUAAAAUAAUAAUGUUGAGCGGCUUAUCUUUUAUUUUUAAUAAUUAUUUGUAAUAUGUUAUUUCUAACAGAAACAAAACUCUAUCAUAACUUCCUGUGAUAAAUAGUGAUGUGAUAUGUUUAAUAAUGUGGACAAUAUAAUAUAAAUUUAUAUGUGGAUAAAUAUAAAGUGUAAAUUAAAAAAAGUUGUAAUGACAAAAAUGUGCUGUGUUUUCAAAAUUUGGAUUAAAAUAUUGAAAAGGAUAUCUAGACUGACAUUGAAUGAAGUUGCAUGGAUCAGCUUGACAUCAUUGUCAAUAUUACUCAUCUGGACUUGGAUUAAUGGAGAAACUAAGGUAAUUAAAUAUGGUGAUAAUCCAGUGAUAAUGUGGUGGACUUCAGGAUUUCCAGGAACCUCGGAAACCAUACAUUGUCCAAACAACUUAAAGUGUGAUUUUAUAAAAGAUAAAAAUUAUAAUGAUGUUUUAAAUGUCAAUGCGUAUUUGUUUUACGCAAGUAACAUAAAAUUUGAUGAUUUACCAUUACCAAGGAAUCCAAAUAAAAUUUUAUGGGGCCUGUAUCAUGAGGAAUCACCUAGAAAUGUUGAAGAGUUGUUGCAUGAAAAAACCCUAAGUCUAUUCAAUUAUUCUGCAACAUUUAGCCGAUACAGCGACAUUCCAUUUCCUUUGCAGUAUUUAGAAUCUUUACACGAUAUAACGAGUACAAAAUAUUUUAAACCAACAAAAGUUAAAACAAAGUUGUUAAACGAAAUAUCGCCUAUAUUAUAUCUUCAAUCCGACUGCGAAACGGCAACAGAAAGAGACACCUACGUAAAGGAACUAAUGAAGUUUAUUGAGAUUGACUCAUAUGGAAUCUGCCUGAAUAAUAAAGAAAUGCCGAUGAAAUUCCAAGAAGAUUACUUAAAUAAUUUGAAUGAUGACGAUUUCCUUAAUUACAUUUCAAGGUACAAAUUUGUACUGGCCAUAGAAAACGGUGUAUGCGAGGAUUACGUAACGGAGAAGUUUUGGCGGGCUAUUAAAAUUGGUACCGUGCCUAUUUAUUUCGGUUCAACGACAAUAAAAGACUGGUUACCAAACAACAAAUCUGCUAUUUUAUUAGAGGAUUUUCCAACACCGAAAAGGAUGAGUGAUCAUCUAAAGAAACUUUUAAAUAAUGAUAGUUUAUACGAAGAAUAUUUAACACAUAAGACGAAAGAAGAAAUAACAAAUAAAAGACUGAUAGAUGAAUUUAAAACGAGACAAUACCAAAAAGAUGCUUUAGAAGUAGCUUUAAAGUUUGAAUGUUUUAUCUGUGGAAAACUUCAUAACAAUAAUUUAGGGACGCAAGUAAAGCGGGUUGUGAGUAAAAAACAUUAUAACUGUCCUAAACCAAUCUCCGCAUUGACAUUGCAAGUGAAUCCUUCUAAUGAUUGGGUUUAUUCUUGGGAAAUGGCGAAGAAAAAAGCAGAUGAUAUUUACGAAAAAGUUAUUAAUUUUAAAUGAAAUUCGACAUCAUUUUGUUAUUCCAUAGAAAUAUAUAUUUUAUAUUUGAAUAUAUUUUUUAUACCAUU
This is a messenger RNA of Nymphalis io (European peacock), 2480 nucleotides long. It is a transcript of the gene FucTB, whose product is annotated as alpha-(1,3)-fucosyltransferase 10. The record is from RefSeq and is a predicted model, not a curated record. NCBI's taxonomy places the organism in Eukaryota, Metazoa, Arthropoda, Insecta, Lepidoptera, Nymphalidae. Gene Ontology annotation, cellular component: membrane. Bases 1084 to 2412 code for a protein of 442 amino acids. Gene Ontology annotation, molecular function: alpha-(1->3)-fucosyltransferase activity. The transcript is spliced from 2 exons.